AGGUUGAAAUUCUUGAAAAUGAGAUUAUUCAAGAAAAGCAAAGUCUUCAGAAUUGUCAGAACUUAAGCAAGGAUCUAAUGAAAGAAAAAGCUCAGCUUGAAAAAACAAUUGAAACACUUAGAGAAAAUUCAGAGAGACAGAUUAAAAUACUGGAACAGGAAAAUGAACAUCUGAAUCAAACAGUGUCUUCCUUAAGGCAGCGGUCCCAGAUAGGUGCUGAAGCAAGGGUGAAAGACAUUGAAAAAGAAAAUAAAAUUCUCCAUGAAUCUAUCAAAGAAACAAGUAGCAAGCUAAGCAAGAUUGAAUUUGAAAAAAGACAAAUUAGAAAAGAAUUGGAACAUUACAAAGAAAAGGGAGAACGAGCAGAAGAACUUGAAAAUGAGUUGCAUCGUCUUGGAAAAGAAAAUGAAUUGUUACAGAAAAAGAUAACCAAUUUAAAAAUUACUUGUGAAAAAAUUGAGGCAUUAGAACAAGAAAAUUCAGAGCUAGAAAGAGAAAAUAGAAAAUUUAAAAAAACUUUGGAUAGUUUUAAAAACCUUACUUUUCAGUUAGAAUCCCUAGAAAAAGAGAAUUCCCAACUUGAUGAAGAAAACUUAGAACUCCGAAGGAAUGUGGAAUCCUUGAAGUGUGCGAGUAUGAAAAUGGCUCAGCUACAACUAGAAAACAAAGAGCUGGAAAGUGAAAAAGAUCAACUUAAGAAAGGUUUGGAGCUCAUGAAAGCAUCUUUCAAGAAAAACAGAACGUUUGGAAGUUAGCUACCAGGGAUUAGAUACAGAAAUCAAAGACUACAGAAAGCUCUAGAAAAUAGCAACAAAAAAAUUCAGCAAUUAGAGAGUGAACUACAAGACUUAGAGAUGGAAAAUCAAACAUUGCAAAAAAAACCUAGAAGAACUGAAAAUAUCUAGCAAAAGACUAGAACAGCUGGAAAAAGAAAAUAAAUCAUUGGAACAAGAGACAUCUCAACUGGAAAAGGAUAAGAAACAACUAGAGAAGGAAAAUAAAAGACUUCGACAACAAGCAGAAAUAAAAGAUACCACAUUAGAAGAAAAUAAUGUGAAGAUUGUAAAUUUAGAGAAAGAGAACAAAACUCUAUUCAAAGAAAUUGGUGUAUAUAAAGAAUCUUGUCUUCGUCUGAAAGAAUUAGAGAAAGAAAAUAAGGAGCUUGUGAAAAGAGCAACUAUUGACGUAAAAACUUUGGUUACACUACGUGAGGAUUUGGUGAGUGAAAAAUUGAAGACUCAACAAAUGAACAAUGAUCUAGAAAAGUUAACUCAUGAGCUUGAGAAGAUAGGGUUAAAUAAAGAGCGACUCUUACAUGAUGAACAAAGUACUGAUGACAGUAGGUACAAACUUUUGGAAUCAAAAUUAGAAUCCACUCUUAAGAAAUCCCUUGAAAUAAAGGAAGAAAAAAUUGCUGCUUUAGAAGCUCGAUUAGAAGAAUCUACAAAUUAUAACCAGCAACUGCGCCAAGAACUUAAAACAGUGAAGAAAAAUUACGAAGCACUCAAACAGAGACAAGAUGAGGAAAGGAUGGUGCAAAGUUCUCCUCCAGUAUCUAGGGAAGAUAAAUGGGAAAGAGAAAGUCAAGAAACUACUAGAGAGCUUCUAAAAGUUAAGGACAGAUUAAUUGAAGUAGAAAGAAAUAAUGCUACAUUACAAGCGGAAAAGCAAGCAUUGAAAACUCAACUGAAGCAACUUGAAACACAGAACAAUAAUUUGCAGGCUCAAAUUCUUGCACUUCAGAGGCAGACAGUGUCAUUACAAGAACAGAAUACUACUCUUCAAACACAGAAUGCCAAGCUUCAGGUUGAAAAUUCUACCCUUAAUUCCCAAAGUACCUCACUUAUGAACCAGAAUGCACAACUCCUAAUCCAGCAGUCUUCCUUGGAAAAUGAAAAUGAAUCUAUAAUCAAAGAACGAGAAGACUUGAAAUCUCUCUAUGAUUCUCUGAUCAAAGAUCAUGAAAAGCUGGAACUUCUUCAUGAACGGCAGGCUUCAGAAUAUGAAUCUCUCAUAUGUAAACAUGGAACUUUAAAGUCUGCCCACAAAAAUCUUGAGGUGGAACAUAAAGACCUUGAAGACCGUUAUAAUCAGUUAUUAAAACAAAAAGGACAAUUGGAAGAUUUGGAAAAAAUGCUCAAAAUAGAACAGGAAAAAAUGCUUCUUGAAAGCAAAAACCAUGAGACAGUUGCUGCAGAGUACAAGAAACUGUGUGGUGAAAAUGACAGGUUAAAUCAUACCUAUAGUCAGCUUUUAAAAGAGACUGAAGUUUUACAAACUGACCAUAAAAAUUUGAAAAGUCUUCUAAAUAAUUCUAAACUGGAACAAACAAGAUUAGAAGCUGAAUUUUCAAAACUAAAAGAACAAUACCAACAGCUGGAUAUCACAUCCACCAAGCUCAAUAACCAAUGUGAGUUGCUCAGUCAACUGAAAGGAAAUUUGGAAGAAGAAAAUCGCCAUUUACUAGAUCAAAUUCAGACACUAAUGCUACAGAACAGAACACUACUGGAGCAGAACAUGGAAAGCAAGGAUCUUUUUCAUGUGGAACAAAGACAGUACAUUGAUAAGUUAAAUGAAUUAAGACGACAAAAGGAGAAAUUAGAAGAAAAAAUUAUGGACCAAUACAAAUUUUAUGACCCAUCUCCUCCUAGAAGGAGAGGCAACUGGAUUACACUAAAAAUGAGGAAAUUGAUAAAGUCCAAGAAAGAUGUUAACCGGGAACGUCAGAAAUCUCUAACAUUAACACCUACUCGCUCAGACUCCAGUGAAGGAUUUCUUCAACUACCCCAUCAAGAUAGUCAAGAUAGUUCUUCAGUAGGAUCAAACUCUUUAGAAGAUGGCCAAACUGUGGGGACCAAGAAAAGCAGCACCAUGAAUGACCUGGUGCAGUCCAUGGUCCUAGCAGGACAGUGGACAGGUAGUACUGAGAAUUUGGAGGUUCCUGAUGAUAUUUCAACGGGUAAAAGGAGAAAAGAAUUGGGAGCUAUGGCCUUCUCUACUACAGCCAUCAACUUUUCAACUGUCAACUCUUCUGCAGGCUUCAGAUCCAAGCAGUUGGUUAAUAAUAAAGAUACUACAUCCUUUGAAGACGUAAGUCCACAAGGUAUUAGUGAUGAUUCUAGUACGGGAUCAAGAGUUCAUGCUUCAAGACCAGCCAGCCUUGAUAGUGGCAGAACAUCCACUAGCAAUAGCAAUAAUAAUGCUUCACUCCAUGAAGUCAAAGCAGGUGCAGUUAAUAACCAAAGUAGGCCACAAAGCCACAGCAGUGGAGAAUUUAGCCUGUUUCCUGAUCAUGAGGCUUGGUCCAGCAGUGGUAGCAGUCCAAUCCAGUACCUGAAAAGACAGACCAGAUCAAGUCCAUUGCUCCAACACAAAACUCCAGAAACACUAGAAAGUCGAGCACAUCACAAGAUGAAAACUGGUUCUCCUGGAAGUGAAGUUGUUACUCUACAACAGUUUUUGGAAGAAAGCAACAAGCUUACCUCAAUACAGUUAAAGUCCUCAAGUCAAGAGAAUCUUUUAGAUGAAGUAAUGAAAAGUUUGUCUGUAUCUUCUGACUUUUUGGGAAAAGACAAGCCAGUUAGCUGUGGUCUGUCCAGGUCAGUAAGUGGAAAAACUCCGGGGGACUUCUAUGAUAGACGGACGACUAAGCCUGAGUUUGUGAGACCUGGUCCUCGAAAGACUGAAGAUGCCUACUUUAUUAGUUCUGCAGGAAAACCUAUAGCAGGCACUCAAGGAAAGAUAAAAUUAGUAAAGGAAACUUCUCUGUCACGACAAUCAAAAGAUAGCAAUCCUUAUGCCACUUUACCACGUGCAAGUAGUGUGAUCUCUACUGCCGAAGGAACAACACGAAGGACAAGCAUCCAUGAUUUUUUGACCAAGGACAGUAGACUGCCUAUCUCAAUUGAUUCACCACCACCUACUGCUGAUAGCAACACCACUGCAUCAUCUAAUGUGGACAAAGUACAAGAAAGCAGGAAUUCAAAAAGCAGGUCUAGGGAGCAACAAAGCUCCUAAUUCUGUUACCCACUACAUGACAUGUGGGCCAAGUGAGAGAAAAGUGUCCUUCAGUUUCUCAAUAUGAAGCCUUUAUUUCUGAAGUAACAAGACACCUAGCAACUAUAGGAACCAUUUUUUUAAAAUCUUAAAGGAGACUUUUUAACAAUUCUUCGUGAAUAGAGCAGGCAAGAAAAAACCUUCAUUCCUUCCUUGAAUCAAGGAGCUCUACUGGAUUCAACUGCCAAAAGUUUUAGAAGGUUUUAGGACUUAACUAUACAUUGUAUUUUUGAGCUCUACUGAAUAAAGGACAUUCUCUCACUGAGGACCAAGAGGUCAAGUGUUACAAGAAGUAUUCUAAGAACAAUCUACUUCUUUCAUCAUUUGUUCAUGAAUUUAUCCAUGUUUGCUUAAUGCUAAGUAUUAGCCAAAAUCUAGCCAUUUAUAUUUAGUUGUGUAAAUCUAAAUUAAAUGCUGUAGUAUUUUGUGGAAUGUACUAUAUAUCAAGAUACAGAGAAAAUCUUUUUGGCAUGUCAGAGCCUUUUUUGGUUAGCAGACUGCAUGUGUUGGUACUUUUUUUUUAAGGCCAAUUAUUUUGAUGCACUGCAAAAGAAAUUCAGUUUAUAAAAUACAUCCAAAAAAUCCAUCAUGAGAUAUAAAUUAUAAAAAAAUUAGUGAAAUUAAUCUAUGUUCUCCACUAUGCUACACUAAAUUCAUACAUUGACACAAAAUAAAAGUUUUUCUGAAACAUUUUUUAGUAAGAUGGUUUUCCAACAAAUAGCAUUCCCAAGAAAAAACUGUUAUGUUUUAACUCACUUCACUUCUUUGCUAUUGGUUUAUGUACAUGUUUUUUUAACUUGAGAGCUGAUUAUUGCUUAAGAAGUUUUUUUAUGGCAAAAAAGUGUAAAUAAUUUACUAUGAUCUGCAUUUUGCCAGGGACUCACUUAUUAUUAAGGUUAUCAUUUAUUAAUAAGAAUUUUUCUGUUUUUGUCCUUUAUAAUAUCACAUUAAAGUUGAUAACUGUUAUUGGUACUUUUGAAAUCUUUGUAUGUGUUUGUUACCAUAAACAUUUGGAAGAAGCACAAAAAAAGUAGAUUUAGUUAGCCCAGGGAAACGUCAGUUUUUUUAGUAGUUCCAAUUUUAUAUCACAGUUUUAUUUUCUUAUGAAGUCCAAAAAAUACAUUAUUGCAAGUUCAUUAUUUAACCUAAAUAUCAAAAUAAUCUGAAAUGAGAAAAUACUAUUUUUCACUUUAACAGUACACUUCUUAGGCUCUCGAUACCAGCUCUAAAGAACUUUUUGGAAUAAUUCUGUAUUUCAUAAUGUGUGGUUUGUGAACUAUAUGUAUCAUCACUUACCCAGUUACCAGGAGAAAAGCAUCUUUCUGUCCCUCCCCUCUGUCUGUCUGUCUGUGUCUCUGUUUGGUAGGCCAGUAGCAGAGCUGUUUCUAGUCACCUUUGAAAAGACCAUCAAUAAAAAAGAGACAGCAUGUUUGAUUGACCAGAAAUUUAUAUGAAAGUUAAGAGAGCUUGGAUUUAUUUAACUCAGUGCCACCAUCAAUACUGUAAAAUUAAAUCACUUUGAAACUCUUGGAUGAAAGGUGCUAAGUAAGUAAAUGUAAAUACAAAGGGUUCUCACAGAAAUACAAAUAUUGCACAAUAGAAAUAUUAAAAAAUCUAUUCUCUAGACUUUGAACUAUCUCUGUCCAUCAUGACUCCCUGAAUUCAAGUAUCCAGUUGGUAAAUGUGUAUCAUGGCAGUCUAGAAACACUUGUGAAAAAUGUAAAUUCAUUUUUGGUUGGACAAGUUGAAAGUAAAUGUAGAAUUAUGUGUUAGCUAAAUACAGUAAGUGGGUAACUUAGAUUUAUAUUAACUAGCAUCUAAUUUGCACAACUAGGGCACAUCCCAGGACAGUUAUAAGUUGAAAUUUAAUGAGUGUGAAGGUGACCCAAUAAGGGUGAAUGAUACCAGUUUUGACCUCUCCACAAUACUAAUCUCCUAAUACAGAAAACCUGUGGUGUUAAUCAGCACAUUAGUGCUUCAAAAGAAAAUGCUAAAUGACAGCCUGACGUACUAAAUCAAAGUCAGAUGGCUGAGAAAAGAAGAGGCCAACCAAGGGAACACAUUGAGACAGUAACAUACAAAUAUUUCAAUUAUAUUCAUCACUUUUUUAAUACCAUUUUAAGAAAUGACUAGAUAAUAACUACGUAUUUACCUUCUCCAAAAGCUUCCUUUAGAAGCAAACUGUAAAAAGCCCCUCUUUUCCCUUACAUAAACUUUUGCCAAACAAAAUAGUAAAGCCAACUAGAAACUCACCAGGACUAUUUCAUAUAUUUCAUUACCAGACUUGACAUCCUUUUUGUAAUCUGGCUAUAUUUUAAGUCAAUGCCUAAUGCCCCAAAGAAACUGAAAAACUCAGUAUACAGGGUAACAGCUUCAGUCCAGAGCUCUAGUAAUAUGCUUCAGAUCUGGCCAUGUGGAAAUAUUUUGGUCCAAGUUUUUGAAUGGGUGGUUACCAAGGAGUUCACAAGACAAGUUCUUAUGUAGCACCUUUCAUACAAGGCAUGAUGUAAAAGCCUAUUUAAAAAUCACUGUGCAUAUUACAGAAUUGUAGCCACCUCAUGAAUGAAUACCACAGCCUGUACUGUCUUAACAGUUAUUUCAGGAAGGGAAAACAAUACUGUACCAAAUUUGGAAUUGCAAUGUGGACUAAUAAUGUAUGCUAAAUUACUUUUGUAUUUUAAGUUACUUUUUAUGAGAAAAGUGGUGAAUUGUCUUUUUCUUUUCAGCUACUUAGCCCUGAGAUGUAUUUUUUUUAAGUUUUGAAUAAAUAAUACAAAAGGAGCCCAUUUUAUAAUAUAAAGCUUGAUGUACAUGUUGAGAUAUUUGAACAAUGAAAAUGCCUUAAGAGGAAAAAUGUUUAAUGGAAAAUGUUGCACUUAUAACACCCUUUAACAACCUGAUUUUAAACUGUCUUUCUUUUCUACUAAAGGUUCUCUUUUUCAGUGUUUGCCAUUGUACUUAAUGACUAUUAUUAAAUACCAAAUCAAGUAAUA
Castor canadensis (American beaver) is the source of this 7049-nucleotide messenger RNA. The record is from RefSeq and is a predicted model, not a curated record. NCBI's taxonomy places the organism in Eukaryota, Metazoa, Chordata, Mammalia, Rodentia, Castoridae.